GAUAAAAUGAGUUGCUAAAAUGAUUUGCUAAAAACUGCUGAAUUGAUUUGCUGAAUUAACCAAAACAAGAAAUUUAAACGAAAUAGGUAAUUUUAUCAAAGAUAUCUAUAAAAAUGGCAGAUAAAGAAAAGGAAAAGGCUAAGGUCGACCUUGGACUUCUGGAAGAAGACGAUGAAUUUGAGGAAUUUCCAGCAGAAGAUUGGGUUGAAGCAAAGGAUGCAGAUGAAGAGGAGCUAAGCGUAUGGGAAGAUAAUUGGGAUGAUGAUAAUCUUGAUAACAUGGAUGAUUUCAGUGAACAAAGCAUAAGAAUCCUAUCUAAGAACUUACCAAUUUCUUUAGUUAGACCAUUGUGUAGCAUAAAAAUGAGUGUAAACGCACGUUUAGAGGCAAUUCCUAUUGUAGAAAUUGAUGAAGGAACAUUUAAAUAUGUCCUUAUAAAAGUGUAUGGCAAAGAACAGUGUGAUGGAAGUGAACAUUUCAAGUUAAUCGUAAGAGGAUUCGAGAGAGCAUCAUGGCAUACUGACAUUUAUGAUGAAGUGAGUUCAGCCCUCGAAGCCUUAGGACUCGAAACGGAAUGUUUAGGUGGCGGCCGAAUAGCUCACAACCCAUCAACAAAGCCUGAAAUUAAAGUUUAUGGAUAUUCCCAGGGCUUUGGAAAAGCAGACCAUGAACAGACGAGAAAACUCUUGCUUACCAAAUACCAUGAAUACAGCAUCGAGUGCUCCGAUGAAGGAUAUUAAAAUAUCAAAUAAUUCUGUAAUGGUGCACUGAGGCACGUUGAGUUGUGACAUUUUCCAACUCGAACUUUUUUUGUCGAUAAUAAAUCAGUUUAAAGAUGAAAA
This is a messenger RNA of Clunio marinus, 842 nucleotides long. NCBI's taxonomy places the organism in Eukaryota, Metazoa, Arthropoda, Insecta, Diptera, Chironomidae. The record is from the annotation of a GenBank genome assembly.